AUGGUCCGACUCGCUGUCUUGGCUACCAUCAUGGCUGCUGCCACCUCCGUCCAGGGUGCUACCUGGUGCCAGUGCCUCUGGCCCGACAGGUCCCACUGCUGUGUUGCCAGUGGAGCCGGCAGCUGCCAGGAGAAGUGCCAGAAUGCCAAGCAGGCUAUCUUUGAUGGGUCUCCCUUUCCCAAAAACCGGCCUUGCAAUGCUGGAGGUCUUGGGUUCGGCAUCAGCCCAAUCACUGCCCAAGGCCGCGCUCAGUGCGAUACCAGAACCUCCUAA
This is a messenger RNA of Fusarium pseudograminearum CS3096, 273 nucleotides long. RefSeq lists its product as uncharacterized. NCBI's taxonomy places the organism in Eukaryota, Fungi, Ascomycota, Sordariomycetes, Hypocreales, Nectriaceae. Bases 1 to 273 code for a protein of 90 amino acids. The transcript is spliced from 2 exons. The record is from RefSeq and is a predicted model, not a curated record.